This is a messenger RNA of Entrophospora sp. SA101, 687 nucleotides long. Lineage: Eukaryota; Fungi; Glomeromycota; Glomeromycetes; Entrophosporales; Entrophosporaceae. The record is from the annotation of a GenBank genome assembly.
AUGAAUUUUAUGUAUGUUAAGGAAGCGGGGAAAGAUAAACAAGCCGGUGGAUUUAUGUCUUUUCCCAUUUUGCUAAAUGAACUAACUAGUUUUGAAGGAGAAUUAGUUUCGCCCAACCAUAAAUAUGUGGAACCAUUAGUUAAUGAGUUAUUAACACAAAUAUUACAAAUAAACGAACCCGAUUUAGACAAACACUUGAAAUUUAUUGAUACUGUUAAACAAAAUAACUUUUAUGAUUGCGGAGUAGCCAUAAUCGCCAUAAUCCAGCGAAUAAUUGAGAGAUAUGAAACUGAAUAUGAUAUUUCUGAUAAUGAAUUGAGUGUGGUAGAAUUAGGAGAGUUUGAUUUUCCCCAAGAACGAAAAGAAUUGCGAGAAAGAUAUAUUAUAGAAAUAACUGGGAAUGAUGAACCGAUAAUAAAGAAAACGAAAGCAAAUAUAUUUGCGAUAAAUGCCUUUAUGUUUUAUUUCACGAAGACAAAAAUGACAAUUUAUACAGAGAAAUAUAAUCAAAAGCGGAAACCUCACGGAAAAAAAAAUAUUCUAACUGAAAAGAAAUUUUUAGAAGAGGAAUUAAAAAGUAUUGAAACUGUAAUUCAAUGUCAAACUCGCAAGAAUGAAAUUAAAGAAAGGUUAAGGGAACUAGAAGAAUUUUUGUUUUUGGUUCAUAUUCAAAUGACAAAAGAAUGA